AUGACCGCACUGGACGAGAAGGCAGGUACAGAAAAGAUAUUGGACGAGACGGCGGUGGAGAAGGAGACGGUAGGGGUGGCUGAGUCGUAUAUGGAGUUGGAGAGCCAGGUUGGUGCUCACAAUUACCAUCCGAUGCCGGUGGUAUUGACUCGUGGCUCUGGGUGUAUGAUGGAGGACGUUGAUGGUCGUAUUUAUUUUGACUUUCUGUCGGCGUAUUCAUCGAUCAAUCAAGGUCAUGGGAACUCGCGGAUUGUGGAGGCGAUGAUCGCACAAGCUCGGCGUCUGGAUCUGACAUCGCGUGCGUUUUACAACGACCAGUUGGGGCUGGCGGAGAAGUUGCUUACGGAGACGUUUGGCUACGACAAGGCGUUGUUUAUGAACACGGGUGUGGAGGCGGUGGAGACUGCACUCAAGUUGGGUCGGCGGUGGGCCUAUGACGUGAAAGGGAUUGCGGCGAAUGAAGCGUUAAUUGUGGUUGCGGAGAACAACUUCCAUGGUCGGACUCUGGGCGUGAUUUCGUUUUCGAGCGAUCCAGAAAGUUUUAGUGGGUACGGACCGUUUUUGCCUGGUUUUUUGAAGGUGCCCUUCGGAGACAGCCAAGCCAUGAUCCAAGUGAUUAAAGAGAACAGUGAACGAUUGGCGGCGGUGCUGCUGGAACCCAUCCAAGGUGAGGCCGGAAUCGUGGUGCCUCCGGCGGGGUAUCUCAAGGCCGUCAGUGAGGCAUGUCGCGAGAACAACGUGCUUCUCAUACUCGAUGAAAUCCAAACCGGGUUUGGCCGAACUGGGAAGUUACUUUGUCACUAUUACGACGACAUUCGGCCUGACAUCAUAUGUCUGGGGAAGGCCCUAGGUGGCGGCGUCUACCCCGUCUCUUGCGUCCUCGCUGAUGAUCCAAUCAUGCUUACUAUUAGGCCCGGCCAGCAUGGAAGCACAUAUGGAGGUAACCCUAUUGGUAGUGCUGUUGCCGUGGCUGCGGUCAAGGAGAUAUUGGAACGCGACUUGUCCAAACAAGCUGCCGAAAAAGGGCUGGUGUUCCAAAAGCUUCUACAGUCAAUACAACACGACUUUCCACAUAUAAUCCAGGAAGUUAGAGGUCGCGGACUUUUAUGGGGUGUCGUGAUCUAUCCACAAUUCAGUGCCUGGCAACUCUGUCUACAUCUCAAAGAUCUCGGACUCUUAGCCAAACCGACUCAUGACCAUAUAAUCAGACUUGCACCCCCUCUCAUCAUCACCCAACCCGAGCUACACAAAGCCGCAGACAUCGUCCGUUCGGCUGUCGGCGAGUUGGAACCCUCACCAAAAUUAACUUUGUCUAAUUAA
This is a messenger RNA of Gregarina niphandrodes, 1320 nucleotides long. Its product is annotated as ornithine/acetylornithine aminotransferase. Gene Ontology annotation, cellular component: cytoplasm. The record is from RefSeq and is a predicted model, not a curated record. Bases 1 to 1320 code for a protein of 439 amino acids. The transcript has a single exon. Gene Ontology annotation, molecular function: L-ornithine transaminase activity; identical protein binding; pyridoxal phosphate binding. Lineage: Eukaryota; Apicomplexa; Conoidasida; Eugregarinorida; Gregarinidae.